AUGGGCAAAUACUCUGACGAUUCAAACUGGGACGACAUUGUUCCCCUGCCUCAGGAUGACGGCGGCCCCAACCCUCUUGCGGCAAUCGCAUACACAGACGAAUACUCAGAAGCAAUGUCCUACCUUCGCGCCGUCAUGGCCAAGAACGAGAUGAGCGAGAGGGCUCUUAGUCUGACCGAGGACAUCAUCGAUAUGAACGCCGCACACUACACAGUCUGGCUCUACCGCUCCGAAAUCCUCAAAGCCCUAAACUCCGACCUCGUCAAAGAACUAGACUGGCUCAACGAAACUGCCCUCUCGCACCAAAAGAACUACCAAAUCUGGCAUCAUCGACAACUGGUCGUGGACCGCUUGGACUCGUGCAAAGGCGAAGCAGACUUUAUCUCUCAGAUGUUUGAGCUGGAUGCAAAGAACUAUCACGUGUGGAGCUAUAGACAAUGGCUGGUGCGCAGAUUCGAGCUUUGGGAUGACGGAGAGUUGGAGGCGACGGAGAAGUUGAUUGAAGAGGAUGUGAGGAAUAAUUCGGCUUGGAACCAUCGGUUCUUCCUUGUGAGUGGGAGCCAGCCGAAGAAGAUUGAGGAUCAGGCUGUGGUGGAGAGGGAGGUUAAAUUCGCUCAAGAUGCUAUCCGCAAAGCACCUCAGAACCAGUCACCCUGGAACUAUCUCCGUGGCAUCGUCACCGCGACCAAGACGCCUAUCUCUUCACAACUAGACUUCAUCAAUGAGUUCGCGACCGUAGACUCUGAGAAUGAGGACGCUGUCAAAUCUAGCCAUGCACUUGACUUGCUGGCUGAGAUUUAUGCUGCCGAGAAGGAGCAGAAUGAUAAGGCUGUCAAGGCAUAUGAUCUGUUGGCUAGCAAAUAUGAUCCUAUCAGAGCCAACUACUGGGCUUAUUUGAAGGAUCAGUUGAGUCAAGGACAGGUUGCUGCUUAG
This is a messenger RNA of Aureobasidium melanogenum CBS 110374, 933 nucleotides long. Its product is annotated as protein prenylyltransferase. Gene Ontology annotation, molecular function: CAAX-protein geranylgeranyltransferase activity; protein farnesyltransferase activity. The coding region runs from base 1 to 933 and encodes 310 amino acids. Gene Ontology annotation, biological process: protein farnesylation; protein geranylgeranylation. Gene Ontology annotation, cellular component: cytoplasm; CAAX-protein geranylgeranyltransferase complex; protein farnesyltransferase complex. The record is from RefSeq and is a predicted model, not a curated record. The transcript is spliced from 3 exons. Lineage: Eukaryota; Fungi; Ascomycota; Dothideomycetes; Dothideales; Saccotheciaceae.